GACACUUUCUAAUUCCUUUCCCUGGACUUUCUCUGACUCGCGCGCUCUGAGUCAAAAUCAUCAGGACUUGCGAAAUUCUGAGGUGGUAUCUGCCUCACUAUGGCCAGUUUUGAAACUGGAGGGAAUAAGGAGGUGAUAGAUACAGAUGUGGUGGUCGUAGGAGCUGGAAUAAGUGGGUUAUGUGCUGCCAAGCUCCUCCAUGAGACUGGAUUGGAUGUUCAAGUUCUGGAGGCCCAGGACAGGGUUGGAGGAAGGACUUACACGGUGUCGCAUCCCAGUUCUGGGUAUGCCGACUUGGGAGGUGCGUAUGUGGGGGCAGGACAGGACAGAAUCCUGCGGGUUGCAAAGGAACUGGACCUGAAACUCUACAAGGUCAAUGCCGAGGGGAAAACAGUGAGCUACAUGGAGGGAGUACACCGAUCAGGCAGCUCUGAUGACCCUUCCCUUCUGACAAGGAAUCCGUUGGCUCUUCUGGACAUGAACAACUUGCUAUGGAAGGUCGGAGAGUUCAGCAAACAGGUCCCACCUGAUACUCCUUGGAAGGCACCAAGGGCUAAAGAAUGGGACAGUAUGACAGUCAAGGAGUUCAUGGACAAGGAGUGCUGGACAAGCGUAACAAAGAAGCUGUUGGGUUUGCUUGUGGCUACUUUGGCCUGCUGUGAGCCAGAAGAGUUAUCAUUCCUGUUCUCCUGGCUGGUGUGGCAUCUUCGGGUGGAUUUGGAAAUGCGAUAAAUGAAGCACAGGAGAACAAAUUUGUGGGUGGCUCUAUGCAAGUGAGUGAGAAGAUUGCAGCGUUGCUUGGCAACAGAGUUGUUCUGUCCAGCCCUGUCAUGAGGAUAGAACAGCAGGAGGCAGUUACCAUGGUGACCACACACAGUGGGCAACAGUACAGGGCAAAGUAUGUUAUAAGUGCCGUACCACCUACUCUUCUCCAUCGGAUUCUGUUUGAACCCCCACUCCCAGGCUUGAAAAUACAGGUGA
This is a messenger RNA of Branchiostoma floridae (Florida lancelet), 981 nucleotides long. RefSeq names its product amine oxidase [flavin-containing] B-like. NCBI's taxonomy places the organism in Eukaryota, Metazoa, Chordata, Leptocardii, Amphioxiformes, Branchiostomatidae. Gene Ontology annotation, molecular function: oxidoreductase activity. The record is from RefSeq and is a predicted model, not a curated record. The transcript is spliced from 8 exons. Bases 100 to 732 code for a protein of 210 amino acids.